AUGGCUAAACACAGUUCAGAAGCCAUUAAUGUACGCUUUCUCAUAAAUAGUAAAACUCAACGUAUCAUAUAUGCCAAGUCUGGCAAAGAGUUCGUUGAUUUUCUGUUUAGUAUUCUUUCUAUGCCCAUCGGAUCUGUCCUCAAGUUUUCCGAUAGGAAAGUUGGAUCCGUCUCCAAUUUAUAUGAUAGUAUAGAAAAAAUGCCCUCUGAAUUUAUGAAGACCGAUAAAUCCCAGCUGCUUGAUCCCAAAUUUGUAACCCCCUAUUCUAAUAACUCUCUUAAGAUUGAAGGUGGAAAUUAUUACGUCUGCUCUAAUUCGUAUACAAUUCCAAUACACAAUAUCAGCACCAACAGCGAAGAUAUAUGUAUUUGUGGAGGUCGUAUCAACCGUCUCGUUCAACUGCGGCAGAAAGCCACUGUCACUGUCAACCAGUCCAGCGGAAAAAUCAAUCAAACUACAGGGCACAGCGGUUAUGUGAAAGAAAUGCUUACAUUUAUAAUAACAGACGACUUGAAGAUAAAACCUAGUUCAACUAUUACCGGUAUAACAUUUCUUAAUCAGCUCAAUAUUAAAGAUUUAACCGACCUUGAAGAGCGGACUGCAAUUGUUGAUAGCACCAAGGCAUUGGAGAUUCUGGAGGCAUCAAUGGUUUCCACAACUGUUCUCAACGAUGUUUUUGGUGCUGUGUUUAGUGCGUCAGGCAAGGUGUCUCCUCGUAGAAUGAGCAAAAGGAGGAAAUCGGACAAAUUUUAA
Messenger RNA from Cryptomeria japonica (Japanese cedar), 753 nucleotides. RefSeq lists its product as uncharacterized. The record is from RefSeq and is a predicted model, not a curated record. Lineage: Eukaryota; Viridiplantae; Streptophyta; Pinopsida; Cupressales; Cupressaceae. The transcript is spliced from 3 exons. Bases 1 to 753 code for a protein of 250 amino acids.